AUGAGAAAUGAUAGGAUAGAGAAAAGGUCCGGGAUUACUUUCUUGCACGUAUUUCGAAGACAGCCGAGACAGACUAGCCCUUGGAUGCAUCCCAUUGGCAAAGAGCCUUCGACAGCCUGGCAUACCGCUAUGACUUUCCCCAGUAGCCGUAUCGACACGCUCGCACAGUGCAUUCCCAGCCUGGAGUUACUGCUGUUUGCGAUCGAUCUUGCAAUUGCAAGGAAAGAAGUCAAUCUAUAUAGGUUGAAAGAAGGAAUCUGUUGUAUGGAAGACGCCGGUCCCUCGACAGGAGGAAGAGCGGUGGAUUCUGGGUCGGGGUCGGGUAGUUGGCACAAGUACCUCGACUUAUCCGAGGGAAAUUCCGAAUCAUCCACAGAACAGCCGGGGGCUCCAGAGGCGAUGCCGCAGGCGCCGGCGGAGGACACGGAUCAUCUCAUAAAAACUUCCAUUAUACAAAGGAUGGGGGAGCUUUACCCCACGGAUCCGUGGGAUCCAGAGAAUGAAUUAAUUCGGGAAAAACUAUUCCCCGGUGGGAAGGGAAAAACCAGAAUACGGCCAAUGACGGUCGAGGAAUUAAACCAUAUUCACGACCGCAUAAUUCAUGACGGUAAGAAGGCCUACUGGGCUAAGGAAUUACACAGGAGGAUUCAAAACUGGGAUUGGGAAAAUCCACGCGGCCCUUCGUAA
This is a messenger RNA of Striga asiatica, 687 nucleotides long. The record is from the annotation of a GenBank genome assembly. NCBI's taxonomy places the organism in Eukaryota, Viridiplantae, Streptophyta, Magnoliopsida, Lamiales, Orobanchaceae.